UAAUAAGGAAGUAACACUCUGGCAAGGAGUCAUUCAUAAAUGUCUGUGUAGGAGUCACUCAGGCUUCACGUUAAUCGUUAAUCUUGUGAGAACACAGCAGUUCAUCAAAACACGAGUGGGGUAAAUACUAGGGUCCAAUGCUUCUCCUCAUUCUAAGAUGAAGGUAUGGAAGGUUGCUACCAUUGGCCUGAUUCUCUGUGGUGCUGCACUCCCCCUCCUCCUAUUUAAAUCCACACACUCUUCCAGAGCCCCACCCCUUCCUCCCCACCGCAGAGAUUUAUCCUCAUCUCUAUCAUCAUCAUCAUCAUCAUCAUCCUUAUUUACACCUUCCAACUCCUCGUCCUCCACUGGGUCAGGUGGGCGGCAGCGGAGAGUCAGAUCAGCUGAAGGAGGAAACUCUCUUGUCUCAGAAUUCAUGGAGAUGUUCCAGAGCUUCACAGAGGGCGAGCUGAAGCAGAUAAUUGGGACGCUGGUGGAGAGAAAAGCCCGUAGAGAUGCCCAGCAAAGCAAAAGGACUAAGCGUGCAAAAAAGCGGAUCAAACCGUGCUCGCUUCGGGAAGUGGAAGUGACGGUCAGUCAACUUGGGCUGGGCUAUGUCAGUGACGAGACUAUAGUGUUCCAUUACUGCAGCGGGAAAUGUACCGCUAGCCGCAGAAACUAUGAUCUGACGUUAGCGUUUAUGAAACGCUCGCGGCUGCUCACCAGGGAACAGAGGGAGAAGGCUCGCCACAGCCCCUGCUGUCGGCCCACUGCGUACGAGGAGGACAUCUCCUUCCUCGAUAACUCUAAUCGAUACCACACAAUCCACGAGUUUUCAGCCCAGGAGUGUGGAUGUGUCUGAGCGUCACUGAGAGUCACAAAUCAACAAGGACCCAAAACAUUUAGGAGUCAUAAAAGGACAAGCUUUAAUAUUUUCAAACAGAUUUAAAGGUGAAGUGUGCAAUUUCCGAGCCACAAAAUGGAAUGGCAAAAUUAUUAUCAAAUACUGUUUUCAAACCUGAACACUCCCCUGUCUGUCAUUGGGUGGCAAAACAGAUAUUCCCGUCUCAAACUCCUGCCAUUGGUUGAGCAAAAGUUGCUCCGCUAGGGCUCAGGAUGCUCAAACAAAUAGAGCCACUUUUCAGGGAAUCAUCUCUGCACAUUCAGCUGGGUAAGGAGUAUUUUAUUAUAAAAAAAUGAAAUACUUCACCUUUAAAAGACAAAUUACCUGAAUGUUGAAACAGAAACCUAGCUGCAUCUGGAAGUCUUUCACUUGUGCUUUAGCACAAAGAGCUGAGAGUGUAUCUUUGCCUUCAUGAGAAAUAUUGAGAAACAAAUAUGGAAUUAGGGCUGUCAGAUUCUCCACAGACACUUCAACCAGUCCUGAUGAAGAAAGACUGAAAAAUAUAAUAAGCAAACAGUAAUUUUUAUUCAUGUUCAGUUGUUGCUAAUGAGAUGCUGCUGUAUUGUAUUGUUUAUAUUGCCUUCGUAGGUCUAUUUCAAAUAGCUUGAAAUGUUGGAUGGAUGUUGUGUUGUGUAAGCAUACAAACACAUCAUCAGGACAUCAGUAAACAAAGACAAUACACAAUGUCACACCCAGUCCUAAACAACAAGUAAACAUCCUAAUUCCCCUUUAAAAGGAAGUAACUGAUCCCAGCUGUCCUGAAAGGGUUCAGCUCUGAAUUUCUCACAUUUCAAAAUCAAAUUAUUCCAAAUCAGAUUGCAUACUCAGCCUCUGUUAUAUUGAACAUCUACCUCAGCAUUUAUAGCUUUCCUGAAGAAAGCCUUGUAUUUAACAUUUAAAAAUGAACCUUUACAUAUGUUACAGAUGGGUGAAAAACUGCUAAUAUCGCAAUUCAAAAAUUAUGAAUGAAUGCUUAUGAAAUUUCUAUCAUACCCUAUCAACCCUAAAGGAAUCAAAUAAGAAUCCACAAUGGAAAAAAAAAAAACGUUUUUCCACUGGGAUCUUAUUUGAUCCCUUUAGGAAUGGUUCCAAAUUAUGAUAGAAAUGUUUUGGACAUCAGUUCUUUACGGCACAAAACUACAGUGUCAAGGUUCUCCAUGUCUUCCAGCCAGGUUUUUAUUUAGUGGGAAAUUUGUCUGCUCUUAAAGGGACAGUUCACCCAAAAAUUCUAAUUCUCUCAUCAUUUACUCACCCUCAUGCCAUCCCAGAUGCAUAUGACUUUCUUUCUGCUGCUGAACACAAAUGAACACAAAUAGAAGAAUAUUUCAGC
Myxocyprinus asiaticus (Chinese sucker) is the source of this 2213-nucleotide messenger RNA. Its product is annotated as neurturin-like. The record is from RefSeq and is a predicted model, not a curated record. Lineage: Eukaryota; Metazoa; Chordata; Actinopteri; Cypriniformes; Catostomidae. The transcript is spliced from 3 exons. Gene Ontology annotation, molecular function: glial cell-derived neurotrophic factor receptor binding; growth factor activity; receptor tyrosine kinase binding. The coding region runs from base 158 to 841 and encodes 227 amino acids.